CAAGCCCGAUUCUGCUCUUCUUUCUUCUCCCUGCAGCUCGAAAGCCCCUCCAAGCCGCCGGCACCUUCCCUUGAGGAAAACCGGUGAGAAAGCUUGGAUUUCUCCUUCUUUUCUUGCUUUAGAACGCAUCUAGAACCCAGAAACGUUUCCCCCCUGCAGAGAAUUUCAGAUCUACUCUAUUCUUCCCCUUGCUGUCCGCGAAUUUCUGGUGGGUGGGUGGCGGAAAUUUCCAGCUUUUUUGAAUUUCUUCUCCUCUGCCGCCAGCCUUCCCCCAAACCCGCCAGCUCCGACCUUGCUUAUUGAAUUCCGGUAUGAACAGCUUCCUUUAAGUCUGAAUUACCCACUUAGUUGCUGCUUGUUGAGUUUUGAUUGGUUGAAUUGAUUCCCCCCUGUUGUCCGAAAAUUUGUGGAAAUAAGAAGAAAUUUGGCAGCCGUUUAAAUAUGUAGAGAAAUUAGCUUGAUUAGUUGCUGUGAUUUUUGGAGAAAAAAACCCCGUGAAUUAGCUAUGUUUUGUCAAUUGUGGGAGUUGAGGUACUGUUCACAUGGUACUGUUCACGGGAUGUUCGGUUAUGUGGAGAUUGAUAGAAAUAGCACUGCGAUUAGGGGUAGUGCUAAUAAUGAUUUCAAUUUGAAUUUGUGGUACCACGAUAUUAAUUGUGGAAUAUUGUGAUUAGGUUUUUAUCGUUCUGUCACUGUAGCACUUGGGUUAGCCUUCUGUUCUGUGCGAGUGAGGUAAGUAAAUUAUGGUAAAGCUCUUCGAUUUCAAAGCGUGUUUUAAAUUGUUUUUGAGAUGGUGGCAAGCUUUAAAUUGAUUUAAAGUGAUUUAAUUAACACUGAGCAUGAUUGGUUUGAAAUGGAGAUUUUGAUGAUUUUUAUGAAAAUUAUUAUUUUCUGGAAUUGAGCAUAAUUAGAACGAAAUUGUUUUUGUUGCAUUGAGUUGAGAAUGCCUAUUUGGAAUUGACUGAACUGUUUUGAUGAACUGAGAGUUUUGUAAAUGUUGAGUUUUCUGUUAAAUCCAUGCUCACAUGGAAAUUUUCUGGUUUAUUUCUGAAAUGGAAGAUUGAUUGUGAAUUCCGAGUUUUUCUGUAAAUUCUGCAUGGUUUUGUCUCGGAUAUAGUCAUGAUUUUCGAUCCCCGCUAGUGGGUGUAACGCUAGCACUUCUGAUCCCCGCCAGUGGGUGUAACGCUAGCACUUUUGAUCCCCACUAGUGGGUGUAACGCUAGCACAUGUUGACAUGUUUACUGACAUGACCGGUUUAUUCUGACGCCUGCCACUGGGCAAAUACAUUGGCAAAUUCCGACGCCUACCACUGGGCGAAUACAUUGGCACAUUCUGACGCCUGCCACUAGGCGAAUGCAUUGGCACAUUCUGACGCCUGCCACUAGGCGAAUGCAUUGGCACAUUCUGACGCCUGCCACUGGGCGAAUACAUUGGUAAAUUUCUG
Rubroshorea leprosula is the source of this 1444-nucleotide messenger RNA. The record is from the annotation of a GenBank genome assembly. NCBI's taxonomy places the organism in Eukaryota, Viridiplantae, Streptophyta, Magnoliopsida, Malvales, Dipterocarpaceae.